Molecule: messenger RNA, 774 nt
Organism: Colius striatus (speckled mousebird)
Lineage: Eukaryota; Metazoa; Chordata; Aves; Coliiformes; Coliidae
Gene: TMIGD1
Product: transmembrane and immunoglobulin domain containing 1
Exons: 5
Coding region: 1-774 (257 amino acids)
Biological process (GO): cell-cell adhesion
Cellular component (GO): cell-cell junction
Molecular function (GO): cell adhesion molecule binding
Source: RefSeq, a predicted model, not a curated record
AUGGCGCAGAGAAGCAGCCUCUCAGUCCUCUGUGAGAUGCCUGUCCUUGCUCUUUGCCUUUUGGCAUGUGUAGCCACAGGUUUGGAACUGUCUGUAAAUAACCACGCUGCUGACUUCUCCCUGUCUACAUCCCUUGGCCCUCCCAUCUCACUCUCCUGCCUGGUAGAGAACAACAGCCAGGAUGAGGAGCUCCUCUGGUACCGAGGAGAUGGGCAAGUGGAUCUGAAAGAUGGGAAUAAAUUGAACAUUAGUAACAUCUGUGUAUCCCCAGUCACUGAGUCUGACAAUGGAGUCACCUUCACGUGCAAGCUGGCACGGAACACGUCUCUCCAGGUGUCUGUGACCCUGGAUGUCCAGUUUCCUCCUCAGCUGACUGGAGAAGAGUCCCUCCAAAUCGAAGAAGACAAAGAUGUCACUCUGACCUGCAAUGCCAAAUCCAACCCUCAAGCCCAAACAGCUUGGUACAAGGACAACACCACCCUGACCCUACAGCAAAAUCGUUACCAGGUGUACCAGACUAGUGAGGUUUUUCAGCUCACUAUCAAAAAUGUAGAGAAGUCUGACAACGGGAUCUACACCUGUGAGGUGAAAUCUUCUUUGGGAGAGGGGAGAAAGCAUUUCCACUUGACAGUUGAAGAUAAAAAACCUGUUUUUCCCCUGGAGGCCGUUAUUGCUGCUGUUGUGGUGGUUUCACUCACGUUACUUUUUGGAAUUGUGGCUCAAAGAAAUAAAAUUUUUAAGUGCUUCAAAAGAUCAAGUGAAACAGCCCUGUAA